Coniosporium apollinis CBS 100218 is the source of this 822-nucleotide messenger RNA. RefSeq lists its product as uncharacterized. The record is from RefSeq and is a predicted model, not a curated record. The coding region runs from base 1 to 822 and encodes 273 amino acids. Lineage: Eukaryota; Fungi; Ascomycota; Dothideomycetes. The transcript has 3 exons.
AUGCCAGCUACGUCGCGACCAUGGGCCCUCGUCUCACCCGCAUCGCGCGGCAUCGGGCUGCAGCUAGCGCGGCGCAUCCUCCAAACGACCAAUGUCCCCGUUGUCGCAACAGCGAGAAAGGAGCUUGACAGAACCAAAGGAGAGAUCCUAAAUGGACUGAAAGUCGACGAGAGUCGCCUCGAUGUGCUCAAGGUUGACAUGCUUGACGAGACCACCAUCGAGUCCGCAGCCUCCCACUGCGCCUCCAAGUUCCCUACCAAGGGCGAUGGCGCGCACCAUCUCCACCUCGCCUACAUAAUCCCCGGCCUCCUCUUCCCCGAGAAGUCCCCCCGCCAAAUCGACGCCUCCUCCGCACUCCUCACGUUCCAAACCAAUGCGCUCGGCCCGCUGCUAAUGCUGAAGCACUUCUCGCCCUUCCUGCCCAAGAAGAACGCCUCCUUUGCCGAGGAGGACGACGCGAUGAAAGGCCUGCCGAAACAAGCAAUCAUGGGCCUCAUGUCCGCGCGUGUAGGCAGUAUAACGGACAACACCCUCGGGGGCUGGUACUCGUACCGCGCAUCGAAAGCGGCGGUGAACCAGAUCACGAAGACGUUUGAUAAUUUCCUGAGGUCUACGGCUGGAGACGCGGCGAUGGCGGUUGCGCUGCAUCCGGGGACGGUAAAGACGGAGUUGAGUAGAGAGUUUUGGGGGAAUGUGAGGGAGGAGAAGUUAUUUGAGGCGGAGUGGGUGGCGGAGAGAUUGGUUGAGAGGUUGAGGAGGGUGCUGGGCGUAGGGGAGAGGGGCAGGUGUUGGGAUUGGAAGGGGGAGGAGAUACCGCCAUGA